Messenger RNA from Saccoglossus kowalevskii, 2067 nucleotides. RefSeq lists its product as uncharacterized. Gene Ontology annotation, cellular component: nucleus. NCBI's taxonomy places the organism in Eukaryota, Metazoa, Hemichordata, Enteropneusta, Harrimaniidae. The record is from RefSeq and is a predicted model, not a curated record. Gene Ontology annotation, biological process: regulation of transcription by RNA polymerase II. Gene Ontology annotation, molecular function: RNA polymerase II-specific DNA-binding transcription factor binding.
ACGAAUGAUACACCACUUUGCAUAGCUGUUAUAUGUGGACAAGCAAAAAUUAUUGAAUUUUUAUCAAAGGAAGACGUGAAGACAAUCAAACCCACUAUUACUGACUUCGACGAUGAUUAUGUGCCUGACAAUGUCCUGUUUGCCGUUAAAGAUAUUAAUGGUAUGUUUUAUCAUCCUGUAAUCAUCUUUCAGAAAACUUGUGAAGUAAUUACUAAAAUUGCUAUUUAUGAGGGAGGGACAGUAUUAAAAAUUGCUGAACCAAAGACAAAACAGUGUCAUGUCGCAGAAUCAGCAAAUAAGGUUGCUCGCACACAAAAGAAAAAUCGCAGGAAAGGGAAGCCACAGCAAAAGAAAACGCAUGUGUACAGUAAUGGCUGUACCGAGAAAUGUUAUAACAAGAAAGAUUGUAAAAUACACGGUGAAACCACCGAUAUAAACAAUGGCACGAAUCAUGGUAAACAAAUACAACAACUAGAGAUGAGUAAACACAAAUUACAGGACAAGUCUAUGUCGGAUACAACUUAUAGACAGAAACUGAAAAAUAUGCCUGAAUAUUUGGAAUCCACGCGCAAUAAACAUGCAAGAACGACACGAGUACACGGAAAAGAAGAUCAACGCAGUUCAGAUGAUGUACGCAUGAAGAAUAAAACCGCUAAGCACACGUCUUCUAUAAAGAAUGCGAAUUCAGCUAAAAUCCAGUCAAAAGUACCCCAAAGUAAAACUAAAGCUCAACAAAGAUCUAACACACUCAAGAUAAAAGAGCCAGAACAUAUCCACGACGUGCAUAGCUCUGUCAGAAGACGAAAAAUUACAAUAAAAUCCACUGAGAAUCAAGAUCAAAUAAAAGAAAAAAAUUAUAAAACUAAAAAGUACUCGCGAGAAAUGCCAGAAAAUGAAACAAAAUCCGUGCACACCGUUCAAAGCAUGUUAUGCGAAGACAAUCCACCAAGUAUGGACCAGCAGUCAUCUGUUGUGUCAUCCGAAGUAUCUACAACCAUGUGUGCAAGUUCAACCAGUGGACAGGAUGAAUUACAGCAAAUCUCUUAUACUAUGCAGCUAGAUCAUCAUAAAACAUCGACUUCUGCAAUAAAAAGUAACUGUGCUAACCAAUCUGAUACCCUACAGCUCCCAAAUAAUAUGUUUGACCCAUUUAAAUUUCUUAGUACCUUGCAUAAAAGAUCCAGUAAAACAAACUCGUCGAAACAAACUUCCAUCUCGUCGACGAAAGAGAAAAAUCUUACAAUUCUUCAAUUAGAUGAUAUAACAUAUGGCCAAUUUUCGAGACAAGAUAAAAAAAAUCAAGCCUCAAAAUUGAGAUACAACGCAGGAUCAAAAUCAUCAUUAAAUACUGAUACCAGUCCUGUUACACCGAAACCAAUACAUGUGACUGGUGGCGAUGAAUCUAAUUAUGAUGUACUUGACGAUCACGAAGGAGUGAGUACAACUAAAGCUAUUCAUACUAAUCCCCCGUUUUCCCUCCAACAAAAAGAUGGAGAAGAGUAUAAGUGCCAUUUGUGCAACAAAACAUAUUCAAGUAAACGUAAUCGAGCGAGACAUGUCAAGGAUGUUCAUCAAAACACAGAUUCGUUCAAGUGCAGUUUAUGUGACAAAUCAUUCAAGACACAGCAGAAUCGUAGGGAGCACGCACGAGUUCAUGAAAAAAGUGUGUUGUUCCACUGUGAAAAGUGUGGUAAUAAGUAUAAACGAAAGAAAGACUUGAAUAUCUCAAUGUUUGCACAAUAUCUAGAAUAUGGUGAUGUCAGCAGUGGUGUGGACCCAGCGAUAAAAGCUGUAACUCUCAUAGAUGUUCUGACUACACUUAAUGAUAGUCUUUGCAUGGUAGCUGAAUUACUCCGAAAAAAGAAAGCAAAAAUUAAGCAUUGCCUUAUUCGAGAAAAUAUGGAGGAAAUGAUCGAUAAACAGGAUGGACAGAUGAAAAGCGAUAACUUAUUUUUUAAAGGAAUUUUCGAAGAAGGCAAUGAAACGUGGGUCCACACGGAAACUAAGGAAAAGGAAUUUGUUACAACCAACGUGGACAUAGAUGGUGAUCUAAUUGAAUUUGAAAGG